CCUUUCAGCGUGCAUGACGGAUGUAUCUAACUGUAACGUUGUAAAUGCAUUUCAAAUUUAAUAUAAAAUAAUUACACUGGUUAUUAAUUCAAAUCACUGUGUGUUCCACUGCAUUUUGAUAGGCCACAUUACUUUAGCUCACUGUGUCAAAUUUGACCAACCUAACCACCAAACUACUUUUGAGUGUUGGUGCAUUUGUGUCACUACAGCUAGAUUAAAAAAAAAAUGUCAUUAUUUAUUUAUUUAUUUAUUUAGCUGUAGCUAAUGAUGGUAGCCAUAUGUACGUUGCGCCACAAACGCAGCACCGGUCCACGAUGAGUUCAGGCUCCAUGCUGCCAAACUAACACCUACAACAGAAAAAAUCAUGGCCACGGAUAAAGUGGUUAUUGAAGCCAAAAAGCUGGAGUUGUGCGGGGCAGGAGACAACGCCGUUCAAGUCAAGAUACUACAUGUACCACCCAAAUGUGGAUCCAUCACUGCCGUGCAGCCUCCACCUACCGCUGCAGGUGACUGUGUCUCUGCCCCGCCUAAAGUCAUCCCCCACCAACCUGCCUCCUCUACAGUGACAGUGCCAGGCCUUCAGACCUCCUCUCCUUCUGUCGUGGUGAUAACGAAGGUGGCCACCCCAGGUAGAGUGAGUGCCAACAGCCAACCGCAGGUAACCAAACCAGCUUUGAGCCAGGUAGCCUCGAUGAGCCAGACUGCAACCCCAGGCAGGACUGUGGUGAUAACUGUACCCAGGGCGGCAGCUCCACAGACGGUUGCUGUGGCCCCUCGGCUGCCGCAGGGCACUUCACCACAGCUCCCAGCCAACAUCCAGAUACCACCAGGUAUGAUGUUGAUCCGCAGUGACAAUGGUCAGCUGAUGCUGGUGUCCCAGCAGGCUUUGGCACAGGCUCAGCAGGCACCAAGAGGUAUCAGUGGUCAAGCGCCCAGAAUACUGACCCCGCAGGUAUGCGCAACAGCUGGAAAUAAAAGUAACGAGAAGGUGACGGUGAUCAGGAUGGCAGCCCCUCCUAGUUUCCAACCAGCGCCAGUCCAGAAGACGGCUGUGGUGAAGGUGAUUGGCGUAGCUCCCAAACCAGCUGUAGUCCAGAACCUCAGUGCUGUGUCUGAGCGGGGCAGCCAGCCUCGCGUUCAGGCGGUCGUCACAGAAACCAAGAAGGAGCCGCCAGCCACGUUUAGUCAGGAGACAAUGGAGAGUGUGAAGAAGUGCAAGAACUUCCUGGUGACUCUGAUCAAGCUGGCCUCCAGUGACUCCAGGUCUGCCAACAUGGCCAACAAUGUCAGAGGGCUGGUCAUGAGGCUGCUGGAAGGGAAGCUUGAAGCCGAGGAGUUUACAGAACAGCUCUAUCGCGAGUUGAAGUCGACUCCUCAGCCUUGCUUGGUGCCAUUCCUCGAGAAAAGUCUUCCUGCAGUGCGUCGUCUCACUGCAGACCCAGAGUUAUUCAUUCAACAGGCUUCAACUUCCACCUGCCACCCCAUCACCUCGUCUUCCACCAUGAAACAGCCCAGCACAGGCACAGGACCAACCUUCACUACGAGCCAGCAGGUUAUCCAGCAGCCUCAAGGAGUGACUCUGAGACCUGGGUUGAUGACAUUAGCCCAGUCCAGAAGUUACAUAUCUAAGAGCAGCAGACCAACCCCCAAACACACAGUGGUCCAGACAGGAAAACAUUUCACAGGAACCUUCUCAUUCAAGCAGCCUUUUGCUCAGGAUCCGUCUCGGCCUGCUAAAUUUGCAUUUAAGGACAGUUCAGGAUCUUACAAAGAAGACGAUGACAUUAAUGAUGUGGCCUCCAUGGCUGGAGUCAACCUGAGAGAGGAGAACGCACAGAUCCUGACCACCAUGGUUGGCUCUGUGGUGCAGUCAUGCCAGGAUCAGCCCUUCCUGUCACCUAAUCCACUGCUCAGCCGAAUCCUUCAGACAGGACAGGCCCUGGCAAUAACUGAUGUGGGCCCGGAGGUGGUCGCUCUGGUUUCUCAUGCGACACAGGAGUGUCUCCGUGGCCUCAUAGAGAAGCUCACUGUGAUGGCAGAGCACCGGAAGGCAGCCCUGAAGGAAGAUCUGUGGCAUACCAAAGUGAGUGAUGUACGCUCCCAGCUCCGCUUCCUGGAGGAAGUGGAGAGUUUAAAGAAAAAGAGAAAAGAUGAAGAGGAGAGAGAGAGACUUCUACGUCUGGCCAGAAGUCGCUCACACACUGAGGAUCCACAUCAGCAGCAGCUCAAGCAAAGAGCCAAAGAGUUACAGCAAAUAGAACAAGCUCAGCUGCAGCAAAGAGAGGCCAACCUCACUGCUCUGGCUGCCAUCGGGCCUCGCAAGAAGAGACCCAUGGAACAGACCGAAAGCCAGAUGACUCUGCUGCCCAGACAGAGCGUUCACAGAGUGACUCGGGUCAUGCUAAGGGAUCUGCUGAUGUGUAUGGAGCAGGAGCACUUCCUCCGCCACUCUCUGACUCUCUACAAAGCCAUGCUGUGACCGCCUGACUUCUCCGACUGUUGACGACUGAAUCAGAAGAAUAAUAAUAGUUUCUGUGAUGAGAUCACAAGUUUUGGGAUCUGUUUGGUUUUUUUUGCACUUUCUCUUAAUUUAUUUUUUAAUUAUAUCAGAUAUCUUUAUUUAUUUAUAGGCUUUAUUUAGUUUGUUGUUUGGAGGAUGGUGCUGGAUCAGUGACUGGUCUCUAAAAGCACUCCUAAUUUUGGUUUUGAUUGUUUCUAAAGAAAAGAAGAGAGUGUUGGAUUGAGUGUUGUUCAGUUGUCAGUUGGAUGUUGAGUUUGUUUGGCCAUUAAAAAAAACCUGUCACAUUCUGACGUUGACUCUGUCUCUGUUUUCUGUUUUAGCCAUGAGAGUAGCAUGGCUGUGAGGAGAGUGAUGUCGCUCUGUCAC
Messenger RNA from Larimichthys crocea (large yellow croaker), 2887 nucleotides. RefSeq names its product transcription initiation factor TFIID subunit 4-like. The transcript is spliced from 16 exons. Gene Ontology annotation, cellular component: transcription factor TFIID complex. The record is from RefSeq and is a predicted model, not a curated record. Lineage: Eukaryota; Metazoa; Chordata; Actinopteri; Sciaenidae. Gene Ontology annotation, biological process: DNA-templated transcription; transcription initiation at RNA polymerase II promoter. The coding region runs from base 365 to 2479 and encodes 704 amino acids. Gene Ontology annotation, molecular function: DNA binding; protein heterodimerization activity; RNA polymerase II general transcription initiation factor activity.